Molecule: messenger RNA, 771 nt
Organism: Colletotrichum costaricense
Lineage: Eukaryota; Fungi; Ascomycota; Sordariomycetes; Glomerellales; Glomerellaceae
Exons: 2
Coding region: 1-771 (256 amino acids)
Source: RefSeq, a predicted model, not a curated record
AUGAAGUUCCUUACAUUCGGAUUCCUUCUCGCCUCGACGAUCGUUAGCGUCAGCAGUGCUCCCACAGAUAUCGAUAGCAGGGCUGUCAGUUAUCAAAACAACUAUGACCAACACUUGGAGGACCGCGAGGAGCGCAAGGAGGCUCGCGACAUCUCCAUCCCCUCGUUCGCCGGCGUCGAGACCACCAGCGGUGUGGUCGCCGACAUCGAGGUUGAGGAGAACGCCGUCCCUCUGAGGGCCCGCCAGCUUCUCAAGAAGAAGAAGGGCAAGAAGGGCAAGAAGGCUAAGAAGGCCAAGAAGGCGAAGAAGGCCGCGAAGAAGGCAAAGGCUGCUGCCCCCGCGAAGGCCAAGGGCAAGGCCGCGACCCCCGCCGCCGGUGCUGCGAAGAAGAAGGCCGCUACUCCUGCUGCUCCCGCCGCCGGUGGUGCUGCUGCCAAGGGCAAAGGCGCUGCUGCUCCUGCUGCUCCCGCCGGUGGUGCUGCUGCUAAGGGCAAGGGCAACGCUCCCCCCGCGGCUGCUCCUCCUGCUGCUGCUCCUCCUGCCGCUGCUCCCAAGGCUCCCGCGGCUGCACCUCCUGCUGCUGCUCCCAAGGCUCCCGCAGCCGCACCUCCCGCCGCUGCCCCCAAGCCUCCUGCUGCCGCGCCUGCCGCCAACCCUCCGGCCGCUGCUCCCAACGGCGCCGCGAAGCCCAUUACUCCCGCUCAGCCGGCUGCCGUUGCACCUGCCCCUGUCGCUCCUGCGAUCCCCGCGGGCAAGAACAACGGCAACUGA